Molecule: messenger RNA, 669 nt
Organism: Colletotrichum higginsianum IMI 349063
Lineage: Eukaryota; Fungi; Ascomycota; Sordariomycetes; Glomerellales; Glomerellaceae
Product: O-methyltransferase
Exons: 1
Coding region: 1-669 (222 amino acids)
Molecular function (GO): S-adenosylmethionine-dependent methyltransferase activity; O-methyltransferase activity
Source: RefSeq, a predicted model, not a curated record
AUGUCCACCUCUGAGAAAGAUACCGUCGCAGCCGCUGUCGCCGUCGAGGGCGUCGCGUGCAACAACCUCCUCGCGCCCAACACGCGACUGGACAACGCCAUUGCAAACUCCCGAGAGAACAAACUGCCGGAAAUCGCCGUCUCCCCCCUCCAGGGUCAGUUCCUCGCCAUUCAGUGCCAGCUGAUAGGCGCCAAGACGGUCCUCGAGAUCGGCACACUCGGCGGGUACUCGACCAUCUGGCUGGCGGAGACGGGCGCCAAGGUCACCAGCAUCGAGAUCGACCCCAAGCACCGCGACGUCGCGCUGCAGAACGUCGCGGGUCUCGACGUCGAGAUCAUCCUGGGCGCCGCCCUGGACGUCCUCCCGAAGUUGGCCGCCGAGGGCCGCCGGUUCGACAUGGUCUUCUGCGACGCGUCCUGGGGCGAGCAGGAGAAGUACUUCGACUGGGCGGUCAAGCUGACGAGGCCGAAAGGGUGCAUCUACGUCGACAACGUCGUCUGGAACGCUCUCGACAGCGGCGCAGUGGAGUCGGGGAAAGAUUCGCUCUUGACGCACGUGGGCAAGGACAAGAGAGUCAAGGCCACGCUUGUUCCGAUGAUCUCAACGGCGCACACGGCCUCCAGGGGGCGGACCAUACUAGAUGGGUUCUUGUUGGCGGUGGUGAAUUAG